AUGAAAAUGGAAGAUUUAGAGAUAAAAGAAACAGAUUAAACAAUUGUUUACAAACUAAAUUACUCAAAAUGUAAAUUAUGUUUUUAUGCUAAGAUUGGAUGAAACUCUUUGAGAAAUAGAUGAAAGUUGAAAAAUAAGGAAGGUCUAUUAUUUCAAUAUUCGCAUCAAAGUUUUAUUCAAGAUCUGUCAUAUUUAAAAAUGAUUACUUAAUAUAUAGUGAUACAGAUGCAAAAGAAAAACCAAAAUAUGAGGUAAAAAAAGAUUGUUUUCAAUCUGUAGAAUAUGAAUUCUAUAUUGAAAGGGCUCCGUAUAGGAAUAUCAAUCCUAAUGGAUAUUACUUAAGUUGCUCUCUGAAUCAAGACAUAACUUUUUAAAUAACAUUUAUUUUUUUAAGAAAACAUUUACGAGCUUUUAGGAAGAAUUAAUUAAACGAAAAUAGUUAUUUUUUGGCUGAAAACGAUAAUUAAAAUUAUGAAUGUUGGGUUUUUAGAGGAAAAUUAGAAAAAGAGCAACGAUAACUAUUAUCAAAAUACAUAGAUUUGUUAAUAAAAAAAGUAAUCAAUAAAUAAACGGAUAAAGAUCUUAUGGAUUAAUUAAAUAGUAUGAGAUUGAGUUUGGAUUCUGGAAAUAUAUCAAUUAAACAAUCAUUACAUUUACCAAAAAUUUUAUGCAGUUAAAUAGAUUUUUCUAAAAACUCAAGUAAUAAUCAAUAAAACAACGAUCAUACUUACCUACUAGUCAAUUUAAAGGUUUUAAAAUAAAUGAAUUUUGAUUUAAAAAGGCAUAUAGUUAUUUGUGAGAACUAAUACAAUGAACAUCAAAGUUCUUUAAUAAUAAAUACAUAAAAAAUCUAAUAAGAAAUUCUAUUAAUAAAUUUAAAUCUAUUUAAACACUUAAUAAGAAAUAGUCGGAGUCUGGUUAAAUUUUGUGGUAAAGUUGAUGAAUUGGUAGCAGUAGAAAUGUUAGAAUAUUAUUUGAAUGAUGAUAGAUAUAAUAGUGAAAAUGAGCCUGAUUAUGAAUAAUACAAAAACAAGAAAAUCCAUACAAAUAUGCUUCAAAAUUAAGUAUAGAAUUGCAAAAUUUAAGAAUAAUCAAAUGAACUAAGUACAAAAAGUGAUAACAGCCAAAUCGAUUAAAUGAAAGAUAAUAAAGAUUAAAAUAAUUUUUUUGUAUAAAAUACAAAUGAACUUAAGUAACGAAUUGAUGGAACCAAUAUAAAUAAAUAAAACUAAAAGAAUUCAGAUGUAUAAAAUACAAAGGCACUUAAUAAUCCAAUUGAUGGAACCAAUAUAAAUAAAUAAAAUUCAAAGAAUUCAGAUGUAUAAAAUACAAAGGAACUUAAUAAUCCAAUAGAUGAAACCAAUAUAAAUUAAUAAAACUAAAAGAAUUCAGAUGUAUAAAAUACAAAGGAACUUAAUAAUCCAAUAGAUGGAACCAAUAUAAAUUAAUAAAAUUCAAAGAAUUCAGAUGUAUAAAAUACAAAGGAACUUAAUAAUCCAAUUGAUGGAACCAAUAUAAAUAAAUAAAACUAAAAGAAUUCAGAUGUAUAAAAUACAAAGGCACUUAAUAAUCCAAUUGAUGGAACCAAUAUAAAUUAAUAAAAUUCAAAGAAUUAAAUAAUAAAUACAAAGGCACUUAAUAAUCCAAUAGAUGGAACCAAUAUAAAUUAAUAAAACUAAAAGAAUUCAGAUGUAUAAAAUACAAAGGCACUUAAUAAUCCAAUUGAUGGAACCAAUAUAAAUUAAUAAAAUUCAAAGAAUUAAAUAAUAAAUACAAAGGCACUUAAUAAUCCAAUAGAUGGAACCAAUAUAAAUUAAUAAAACUAAAAGAAUUCAGAUGUAUAAAAUACAAAGGCACUUAAUAAUCCAAUUGAUGGAACCAAUAUAAAUUAAUAAAAUUCAAAGAAUUAAAUAAUAAAUACAAAGGCACUUAAUAAUCCAAUAGAUGGAACCAAUAUAAAUUAAUAAAACUAAAAGAAUUCAGAUGUAUAAAAUACAAAGGCACUUAAUAAUCCAAUUGAUGGAACCAAUAUAAAUUAAUAAAAUUCAAAGAAUUAAAUAAUAAAUACAAAGGCACUUAAUAAUCCAAUAGAUGGAACCAAUAUAAAUUAAUAAAACUAAAAGAAUUCAGAUGUAUAAAAUACAAAGGCACUUAAUAAUCCAAUUGAUGGAACCAAUAUAAAUUAAUAAAAUUCAAAGAAUUAAAUAAUAAAUACAAAGGCACUUAAUAAUCCAAUAGAUGGAACCAAUAUAAAUUAAUAAAACUAAAAGAAUUCAGAUGUAUAAAAUACAAAGGCACUUAAUAAUCCAAUUGAUGGAACCAAUAUAAAUUAAUAAAAUUCAAAGAAUUAAAUAAUAAAUACAAAGGCACUUAAUAAUCCAAUAGAUGGAACCAAUAUAAAUUAAUAAAACUAAAAGAAUUCAGAUGUAUAAAAUACAAAGGCACUUAAUAAUCCAAUUGAUGGAACCAAUAUAAAUUAAUAAAAUUCAAAGAAUUAAAUAAUAAAUACAAAGGCACUUAAUAAUCCAAUAGAUGGAACCAAUAUAAAUUAAUAAAACUAAAAGAAUUCAGAUGUAUAAAAUACAAAGGCACUUAAUAAUCCAAUUGAUGGAACCAAUAUAAAUUAAUAAAAUUCAAAGAAUUAAAUAAUAAAUACAAAGGCACUUAAUAAUCCAAUAGAUGGAACCAAUAUAAAUUAAUAAAACUAAAAGAAUUCAGAUGUAUAAAAUACAAAGGCACUUAAUAAUCCAAUUGAUGGAACCAAUAUAAAUUAAUAAAAUUCAAAGAAUUAAAUAAUAAAUACAAAGGCACUUAAUAAUCCAAUAGAUGGAACCAAUAUAAAUUAAUAAAACUAAAAGAAUUCAGAUGUAUAAAAUACAAAGGAACUUAAUAAUCCAAUAGAUGAAACCAAUAUAAAUUAAUAAAAUUCAAAGAAUGAAAUAAAAAAUAUAAAUGAAGCUAAUAAAGCUAAUAAGUAAACUUGUUUCUAAAAAGGCAAAGAAUCUUAAAAAAUAAAUUAAUUUGGUAAUUAACUAAUAAGAUAAAAUUAAAAAAAUAAUAAAUAAUAAAAUCGAUAAUAAUAUCUUAUUCAUCGAUAUUAGGUUAACUCUUAAUCUACAAUAGAAAUUGUAAACACUUAAUAUGAACUAUCAUUUAACAAUUAAUCAAAAUCUUAAAUAAUUAAUCUUUCAAAUCGAAAUAUUACGGAUGGCGAUAGUUCCUUUACAAUAUUUAGUUUAAAUUUAGACUAAUUAAAUGAUUAAGAAAAAUAAAAACUAAAAGAAAAUUAUUUUCUCAACUAUGCUUGCUCUAUAAUUUAUGUAGAAAAUGAAAUUGCACCUUUGAAUAACACAACUAUCUAAAGGGGAAUUUAGAAUGCAUGUAGAUUAGAAUUGGAUAAUUUGAUAACUUUUGAUGAUUCAGAUUGA
Molecule: messenger RNA, 3428 nt
Organism: Paramecium primaurelia
Lineage: Eukaryota; Ciliophora; Oligohymenophorea; Peniculida; Parameciidae
Source: the annotation of a GenBank genome assembly